AUGGCGACUCUAGCCAGUUCAUCGCGCUGCAGUAGCACCCUGGCCAGUGUUUACUCCAUACUUUCAGGAAAACUGUGGAAUCGAGUUGUUGUUGCCGCAGUCGUGUACUGCCCCGUUCAUCAACACAAACGAUUCAUGUCGUCAAAGCCUUUGCAAGGAAGGACAGUGCGGAUCGGCUGUGCAUCGGGAUUUUGGGGAGAUUCAAUGAUGGCAGGUAGACAAUUGGAGCAAGCAUUUAAUCUGUUCUGAUGUUUAUUGUCACCACCGAUUUCAUGUAAUAGGUGGUUUUCAUGCAAUCUCGGGAGACACAAAUAACAAUGAUGAAAUGAACAAAUGCUGGUGGACAAACAAAGCGAGCUAAUGAGCGAUCUUUUGUUUACCGUCCACCAGCAUGGCGGCGAUGACGUAACGUGAAAACCACCUAUAGGCCAUUUUACAGUUAUGUAUGGAAGCAAGGCUGAGGGUGACCUUGUUUUGAUACAAACCUUCUUUGCUUUGUUAUGGAAAUUGUUCUUGAAAAAUACUUUUUAGCAUAAGAAUAACUUAAUUUACAUAAUAAAGCAGUAAGGUUUGUAUCAAAACAAGGUCACCCUCAUCAGUCUCUCUUUCAUGUAAAAAGGCCUAUUUUUUCGGAACGUAAUCAUUGUGCCCGGUACCACCCAUCCCCCCACUCCCUUCUCCCCCCCAAAAGAAAUCAAAUCAGUAUAGUCCCGCUUAUCUAAAGAUUGCAUUGAUGGUAUUGAUUAUUGCUAGUCUUAAUAAAAGGAGGUUUUUACACUACUCAGUUGCUCAAGAACGGCUAUACCCUCAGGGGUUUAGCCAGGAUAAUUUGUUCAGAGGUACACACAAUAGACCAUUUUACAGUUGUGGACUUAGUACCCUGGCCUAUGAGUGAAUGUGAGGCUGAGGUUGUCCUUGUUUUGGUAUAAACCUUUUGCAUCAAUGGAAAUUGUUAUGGAAAUUGUUAUGGAAAUUGUCCUUGAAAAAUACUAGUUAGCAUAAGAUUAAGAAUAACUUGAUUCACAUAAUAAAGCAGGAAGGUUUGUGUCAAAACAAGGUCAACUCCAUCCUUGCUUCCAUCCAUAACUGUAAAAUGGCCUAUUCUCCAAAAGCCCCUGCUUCCAAAUCCAGUGUCCCCAAAGAGGUUACGGUAAGCCUAAACAUUUUUACUGUAUAUGAAAUAAAUGUAACUAAGUGAUUUGAAAACUUCUUUAUCCCCUUUUUGGGCUCUUUGACUGUAGCACAUCAGUCACAUUUCAUAAAACUUAGGGUUUCAUUCAACAAAUGCAGAUGCGUGAAUCCCCUCUCUCUGUCAUGUAAUGCUGGUGUUGCGUGACAGAGGGGCCGGAACUGGACUGUCCCUUUUUAGCACUGUAAGUAUAGAGAAUCAAGACAUGAUACUGAGACUCGAGUCUCGAUUCUCGCAGGGAUUGAGAAUCAAGUGUCAACUCACUUUUGAUGGUGCUUUAUACACAUCAUCAGCCUUUUGAUAGAUUAAAAGAUUGAAUUUAUUCCACCACAUUAACACAGUAACUUACCCCUUUUGGUAUCUUUUUGGAGGUCCUAACAAUCCUUACUGUGAGGAACUGACACUAUUACUCUGACUUAUUUACUUUGCAGCCCCACAACUUGUUCACAAUGGUGACAUCAAUUACCUUGUAUCUGAUUACUUAUCAGAAAUUACAAUGUCACUUCUAACAGCGGUCAAAAGAAAAUCACCAGUAAGUUUCUUUAUUACGGGGUAAUCAUUUUGAAGAAUAUCACACUAACCGCCAUUACUAUAGCCUUGAAUGUGUGGAAAGAGUAUACAAUGUAUUUAUUAUAUUGUGUUCACAUGUGCUUCUUGAUGAGUUUUUUGUGGCUUUUGUUUCAGACUUUAGGGUAUGCUCCUGACUUCAUUCAAGCUGUCAUGAAACCGCUCAUCAAACCAAUCAAAGAGAAAGGUUAGUCUCACAGUACGCCUGUAAUAUUUUUAGAGUGUGAGCAGUGUCUUAUUUUCAUUCAAACAUAAUAGAGGUGCUGUAUGCAAGCAAGAUGCAGGAACUGAAUGCAUCAUCCCAAAGGAAAAAAUAAGAGGCUGCUCCCCUAGCCAGAGUGAAUGAGUCAUGCAUUACCUUUUCGCUGCAGAACAGAUACAUGUACUGUUGGCCUGUGAUUGGAGUGGUGAUUCUCUUUUUGUGCCUCUCCUGUCAUAAGCCUGAGAAAACAGCUGAUAAUUAAUGACAGGAACACUGGUUUUCUCCUGAAAUGACAUCUGAGGAAUAAGCACGGAAAUUCCAUUCUGAUGACAUGUCACUACUCAGAUCUGGUCAUGGUCAUGCCGUAAGGGAAAUUUGUUUCAACCAAUCAGAAGCACCAGUGAGAUCUAGGUAGUGACACAUCAUCAUUAUUCCACUAUUAUGUCAUUUUAGCAGAUAAGGUCAAGAAAACAAGCAAAAUACGAGGCCGUAAUACACCGUAGUGUCCUGGUUUAACUGGUUUACAACAGGGCGAAUACUGGCGGAUGCAAAAGGAGCAACUGUGGCUGACAGAAUCAGGAUGUUUUGGAUACUCUCAUUAGAAAAUAGAAGCCAAAAUACCAUUUUUCUUUUGCAGUUAAAUAAUUAACCUCUCAUUCAAUGGUUUGGCAUAUAAUACGCACAAGAAUUUUGCUAAUUGUUAACGUCAUUCUCACAGACAGAAUCAGGAUGUCUCUGAAUACUCUUACCAAAAAAUAGAAGCCAAUUGCCAGAUAUAUUUUUUUUGUAGUGGAAUAAUAAACCUCUUAUUUGAUGGUUUAGCAUAUAAUACGAGUGGACAUUUUGCUCAUUGCUCGUAUUUUUCCUCGCCCCUGCGGGGCUCCGAAAAAUACUACGCAACUCGCAAAAUAUCCGCUUGUAUUAUAUGCUAAACCAUCGAAUAAGAUGUAUGUAUUUUGGCUGUGUUCUUAGUAAACAACUGCGUCGCUUAGUGGAGGUAGGUGCCCUGGAUGUCCAGGAGCUUCCACUUUGGCAAAGCGUGCCCCUAGACAGAGUUACGCCCCCAUAGCUGUUAAACCUGCACCCUCCAGCCAUGAGCCCCCAUGCUAAUACAACCGAGCUCCUGUCACACUGAUUUAUUGGUGGAAAAAAAUAAAAGAGGGGAGUAGGGAUGGGGGGUAACAGAAUGAUCCAAAGGCUAAAUGAAGAGAGUGGCCGCCAGGAAACGCUGUACUAAGCACAUGGAGAUGAUGCAAGCAAGGCUGACCGUGCUUGAGCCACCGCACUGACUGCUGACUGACAACAUGAGGGGGGUCGACCCCAAAAAAUUUAGAAGGGUUUGUAUGGAGUUUUCUAAGCAUAACUGGGCUAUGAUCUCAGAGACAGUUUGCUCCGAAAUGCUCAUUUUUAGCAAGUAGGCCUCUUGGACAUUGUUCUUUCAGAUUAUCCUGACAAAUCCCAUAAUUUCAGAAAUUUCAUUUUUAUGACGUCACACUUUAGUACUCUAUAGUACUGGGAUAUAUGUACUGGUGAAAGAAGUAAUAAAUAAUAUCAAGUACAUGUACUAGUACGUACACUCUUUUCCAUAGAUUAGGCCAAACCUCUCGUGCUAUCUCUUUUAGGGAUCCGUGUGGUGAGUAAUGCUGGAGGGGUUAAUCCGCAUGAAUGUGCAAAUGCGUUGAUGGCCAUUGCAAAGGAAACUAAGACUGAUCUAAAGGUUGCUGUGGUUACUGGAGAUGAACUCAUGGGUGAUGUUGAGAAAAUACGACUUGGCGGCAUUAAAGAUAUGGACAGUGGGAAGGAUUUUCCUGCCAGUGUGGAGAGCAUGAAUGCUUAUUUAGGGCAAGUAGUUUUCGUGUUUUGUCAGAUAUAUUUUUACAAACUCUCAUGCAUAUAUAUGUACCCUCCCUUUAAAAAGUAACUAAAGAGUAAAAAUACCAAAUAUAGUCACUGGACUAGUGUUGCAUUGUAAUUGUUUUGGGUGACCAACCACUGAAUGUACAUUUAUUUUAAAUUUAUACAUUUUGUAUGUUAUAGUACAUGUAAGCUGUACAAAUUAAAGUUGUUACAGUUUAAUCCUUUUGCUGUGCAGUUUUAAUUUAAUUUGUAGCUGCUUAUAGUAGGUAGUUCUGAUUAAUGCUGACUUUGUAGCUUCCAGUAAGUUUAUAGUAACCUUCCCAGUCAUUUUGAAUUAGAGCUGUCCCUAUUGCACGAGCCCUGGAACUUGGUGCUGAUGUGGUGGUUACUGGACGAUGUGUGGAUAGUGCACUAGCGCUGGGCCCGCUCAUGUAUGAGGUAAUAAAAUAAUAAAUUAUUUGAAAUAAUAUUCCAAAUAAUCUACAUUCUGCUGUAUGGUAUAGAAAUGACCUUAGUGCCUAGAAUGUAGCAGGGCUAUCACUAACAGUCGGAGGCCGGGGAUUUUCCGCAGCUACUAUAAAGUGUGAGCCCAGCUACUUUCAUAAGAAACAAAAGCAAAAUAGAACCAAAAGAACUUCAUAGCUGGAUAAUUCCCCUCCUACUAAUGCAUACACCGACAACUUGAAAUUUUAGUGACAGCCCUGAUGUGGUUUCUGCAAGAAGCAUUGAUCCACUCUGUUGGAUAAAUAUUUGCCAAGGGCUAUUUACGUCAUUGUAUUCUUGACUUUUGAACUCCAAGCUUUUAUGGCUUGUAAAUUAUGUCAGCACAUCAAUUUCUUCCUUGAACCCUUGGUUUGAAAUUCCUUUUAAUUCAAUCCAAACUGAACUUCCCUUUGCCUGUCAAAGACUGUAUUAUUUUAACUCCGAUUUUCCAAACCCCCUUAUAAUUCGAACCAGUUUGCUUUGCCUAGAGUGGUUUAAAAAAUCAUGAUUCCACCUUACAAUCUUCUAGCACUGUGUACAUUGUAUCUAAUUAGGUCUGCAAAUUGUUAUUUAUGAAGGUUUGUGCGCCCCAUAUGUCAGAAAUAAGGCCUUUGACUAAAAACACUAUGAUUGAAGAGAUUUGUUUGAAUACUGUUGAAUACCAUUAGGCCCUAUAUACACGGGAAUUUAGUCAAUGAUAUCUGAAUGAAGGUUACAGAAUGAUGUAUUCCUAAUACUCCAUGUUUAUCUGUUUUUUGGUCACCAAUAGUUUGGAUGGAAGACAGAUGAUUAUGACUUGCUCGCUGCAGGAAGGUUAAAUGAUUCUUUUUGAUGGAUUUUAGUGACAGUACUACUGUAUUAUUUUAUAAGGACAUGACGUAGGUUGAGCAUGAUUGUCCAGGUGAACAGGACUGAUGUUGACUGGGAUUGACAUUUCAACAACCUGUGCGGUAGUCAUUGUCAAAGUCAAAUUGAGUUGUAUCACAUCAGGAAAGUAAAUCUAAGAGUCAGAACAUUCAACAUUACUUGUGUAGGGCUCUCUCACCCUCUGGAAUCAUGAUUCAACCUAAAAUAUUUCAGGUAAAAAUGAAUUACAUGUGUCAACAAUGUAUGUUUUUCGUAAUAGUUUGGUUGGUCAUUUGAUUGAAUGUGGGGCUCAGUGUACAGGAGGAAUCUUUACUGACUGGCAGACUGUCCCAGACUGGUAUGAAGUACUUAACAUCUAUUUAACGGUGAUGUUGCACGUGACAAUUUGCAAUGAUGAUUUUUAGUGCAACACAGCAUUGCAGGGUUGGAACAAUGUUGCAAGCAUUCAAAACAAUGUCACAACAAUGUUGCAACACUGUGUUGGGCUAAAAAUCGUCAUUGCGAAUCGUCUCAUGUAACAUUACCUAUAGUCAUUUAUUUAAUAUUAUUGUUUAUACCAUUGGCCAGAUGUGGCCGCAUUGGUGAUUCUUUCAAUAGGACCAGUUGUGGAAAAUCCAACUUCACUUGGGGCAAAAGCACAUUGAACUCAGUAAAUUUGCUAAGUUUAAGAGUGAUAGGUGAUAAGUCACAAUUUUUUACAGACAUUUGUAUGGUGUACAAAUGUUUGUAAUGUUUUAUGACUUUGCUGAGCCAUAGCUUAUGGUCCUUCAGGUCCUUGUCAAAAGUUAGAGAAAACCAUGGAAGGUUCUGUUUCUUUGCACUAAUUGGUAGCCUUCCUUCUUCCUUCCGAUUUGAAUGGAAUGUAUUCUUUAAAUUCAAAUUUUAUGAAUUUUGUAGUACAUUUUCUGUCUUAAAACAUAAUAUUAUUUACUUGGUGUCUCCAGUAAGAUCCAUUAGUGCUAAUGACACAAAUAAAAGUUUAUUAUUAUUAUUAUUAUUAUUUUCAUUCUCAUUUCUUUCCUUUUUUCUUUCAAAUUAGGGACAGUAUUGGUUAUCCGGUAGCAGAAUGUGCUGCAGAUGGCAAAUUUAUUCUUUCCAAGCCUCCUAACACUGGUGGACUUGUGUCACCAUCUUCUGUUUCAGAGCAGGUAACAUCCUCUCCAGCUUAUAACAACAACAACAACAAACUUUAUUGGCUAGUAAAAACAAGCACACAAUACUUGAAAGCUGCAGUUACCUUCAAGCUAUUUGAGUCGAACCCAAGGAAAAAAGAAAAAAUAUUAAUAUUUUAUAAAAGUUACUGCUCUGUUCAGUAAAACGCGAUCGCUGAAAUUUAAAAGCCAGCUUGAAUUACUUUUUUCGCUGCCAUCAAUCAUACAUGUAAUUACGAUCACAAGCAACUAACCUUGUAGUCUGCAUAACAGGCGGUUUAUGAGGCAAGCUAGGUGAACGUGGCAUUUUGCGAGAAGCGCUAGACGAGGGGAGGAGGCUACUAACCUUGAAACACAGAAACACAAAAAAUGGAUUGAAAAACUGCCAAUCGAAAGCCAAAAACCAUAAAAUUUUGAACACCUUGAAGUAAACUUCUGUGUUCUAAGACUGGAACUACGCAAACGUUGGUUGCCUUUUGAACUUCAGAGUUCGCGUGUACGUUAUUAAAAAGUGCAGUAAAGUAUUCAUCCAAAACUCCUCGAUGCACCCCAGUGUUUCAUAUUAAACCUUUUGGACAAGGGGAUCCUAACCUCUUGCCCUCCAUACCUUGCCUUCCCAACUCCUACCCUUUAAUUCUUUGGCUUCCUCCUUUUCUUUCCUCCUCUCCUGGCUCCCGUAACCCUCCCCCCUGAUUCUCCUGGGCUCCUACCCCCCUGUCCUCCCUUGUCAAUAAGGAUUGCGGCUUAAGUACAGUUUUCUCAUACCUGAUUGGCUUUUUCCUUGCAACCCAGUAACAUUGCAGAAAUAUUUCUGGCUUUCAUUGUUUUCUGAGUAUCAUAGUCACAAAUGCACUACAUUUACUUACGUAUGUUAUUUGUUUGAUAGCUUGUUUAUGAGCUUGGAGAUCCUGCUAGGUACAUCCUCCCUGAUGUAAUUUGUAACUUUACGCAAGUUAGGCUACAAGGACUUAUUGGUAAGUCUUUGUUCCAUAAUGGCGUCACUGACUUCGACUUGUCAACAGGGGCAACGAAGUUUUUCUGAACUGAAAUUAACUGUUCUAAGGAGCAACUAUUGCGUAGAAAUUUAAAGGCUAAAAAAGGGUAACAAUAAACGCUAAACAUAUCACAGUAGCUAACAAUCUCAGAUGAGACGAAAAAGCAACCUAAAACUUUCGUAACGACCAAAUUUCCCCUAAGACAUCCGAACAGAUAAUUUUUUUAGAUAUACCGUAGUUUUUAGGGUUGCUCCAAAUUAACCAAACAGUCUUCUAAAGCGCAGAAGAAACCAGUUGAGACAUUUCUGACGUAUUCGGAAGCAUUCGGUUGUUAGGUGUCGCCGUUUUCACUUUUUUGGAAUCGGUCCGUGAAAGUCAGGAAUUUAGACGCGAGCAUUGUUCAUUGUUUCGUUAAAAAUGUCUCAUUUUUUGUCAAUGUAUCUUUGUUGGAAAUUUUAGCUGGUUAAUUAUGCUGUUUUCCUUCAUAGUAACCCAUCCACUAAAGAAUUAUCCGUGAGACUAAAGCUGGUCAGCAAAUAUAGAUACAUUGUACAGUGAAACCCCGCCUUACGGCCACCUCGGUAAUACCGUCACCUCGUUAUUACGGCCACUAUUUUUUGGCCGCCUGGCAAAAACCGGCAUACAUUUUCUUGUAAAAAAAACCCCUCGUUAGUAAGGCCACCCCGUUAAUAUGACCAAAUUUUUUUGGCCAAUUGGUGACCCUAUUAACGGAGUUCCAUGAACAUCAAAGGACCGGCAUGUACCAGAGUAUAUAAGGCACUUAUAAUAUGCUACCAUAAGUCAACAGCUUGUGCCCUUAGAUUGUUUUUGUCUAAAUCACUAUUAUGAUUGCAUAACCUGUUUACAUUUGGUCCUGACCAGGUUAUGACGGUGGCGCUGUACUUGUUCAGGGAGCAAUUGGUGAACCACCUACAGACACUUACAAGGUACGUCAUUUAGUGAUGUACACUGUAUAUCAUAAGCAAGUGGAGUAUGAUCGUCCGAGUGACUGCAGUCCUGAAUAGGACUGUUGUUGACAGUGACUAACGUUUGGACAACGUGUGCGGUAGUCAUCUUCAGAGUCAAAGUGAGUUGUAUCACGUCAGUUGAUGGCAUUUAACGCUAGAUAUUGACCGGACAGGUAAAAAAAGACGCGAUGUUCUUGGUCGUUUGCCUGUUGUUUUUGAGUAAAGGGGGCGGUUGUACACAGGCUAUGAUGUUGUUGCCUUUAAAGACUCUAAAUGUCAUUUGUGCGUUUCGAUCCGUCUUUUGUUACAGCUUAACGGUUGGUUUAUUGUUUGUCAAAUUGUCGGUUGUCCAGUCAUUUUAUCGUUGUCAGUUUUGCUUGUUUGUCAGUAAGCUUCAAUAAGUCGGUUGCACGGUGCCGGUAACUGUUGGCAACGAUUCAGUGAUCUUCAAAAUCCGUCUAAAUUGGCGGAUUAACUCACGGAUAAUAUCAGACGAAUUAAUGGUCUAAAACGAAACCGUCCUGUAACCGUUUGACACGAAUUAUCCGACAGAUGACCCACCUGAAAUGGAUAAUCCUUCUCUUGUUUGAAAACGGUUAUUUUUAAACAAGAAAUGCAUGGAGAAAAGUCUGGAGAAAGCCGAGACUGCAAAAUUCUAUAGUACGACAAAAUGUUUUAUAAUCAUCUAGAGCGUCCUUUUCCUGUAGGUGUGUGCUACUUAUGCUGAUGGUUUUCGCGCCACUGCAGUUUGUCCAGUUGGAGGACCGUUUGCUUCACUCAAGGCUAGAAAAACAGGCGAAGCUCUCUUAAAAAGGUUUACAAUUUACUAGUCAUUAAUAAAGCAUCAUAAGGAAAUGUAAACUUGUUCCUUCUUCGUGGGUUUUGACAAGAGAUCGUAAAGGCUUUCUUUCAAAGACCCGUUUUUGUAGAGGUUUUAUCCAGUUCCUGUGGCAUUUUCGUAGUCAAAAUAGGAGAAUUAAACCAGAUCAAACAUGUGUGGAAAUCCUCCCCGCUUUGGGCCGCCAUUUCUUUCAUUUGUUGACUACGCCUCGCUUUGAAGCGCUGAAUCGCGAAAGCGAGUUCCAUGCAUAGUUUCCAGAGGCCAACGCCCCUAGACUCCCUGUCUGUCCUAUUACGAGAUCUUGUUUUGGCUUUCGUAUGUUUUUAACGUUUAGUCCCUUGGAGAUAUCUGGUUCAAUACUCAAAUCGAAAUGAAUAUUAAACCUCUCCCCAAAGUUGGUCAUGGAGGUCUGUAAUGUAAUCGCGUCUGUUAUGUUCUUAAAAAGAGAGGCCUAAGAUUCUGGGACUAAAUGAGCAGGGAGAGAAAAGACCGUAAAUCUUAUGUCGUUCUCUCUUAAAGGACAAGAAGGAUGUUUAAAGAAUUAAAUCUGGAUGAUUACACAAGAACUCAUAUUCAGGUACUGAAUAGCUUCCUAAGGCUUCCUCAUUUAAUUACAAGUUACAUACAUUACAUACAUACACUGUUUACAGGUAGCCAUUAUGACACCUGAAGAAGGAUCACGAAGUUAUCCAUAAAUUAAGAUCUCUCCUUACAGAUAACCCACCCAGUCCAGGAAAGGUUGGCCACACCAGCGGGGUCUGCGUCCCCUACUCUUUUCAGUGGUGUGGGUUCUUUUACGUCCCACAAGAACCAGAUAAGUGAAAGUGCUGUGAGACAGGACCUACGGCUUUUCGUCCUUAUUCGUGAAAUCGCUAGUUAAGUACGCUGCGGAAAGACCAUUAUUUUGUAAUCACAGAUAAAAAGAUGACUGUUUAUCUAGUUUCGUACCAUUCUAUGAGCCUUCAAAGUCCAGCCGAUUUUAAGGAAAUUCUCCUCCAGAGAUUGUAGCAAUUCAAGAUGGGCCUAUCUUGCCUGCUCGGUUAGCCAACCAGAACACAUGAUUCGCUUCAUCUUGCCUGCUCGCGCAUUUAGCCAUGUAAUAAAUCGUAGAUAUUAUAAGAAUGGACCUCUGACGCGAGGGUACAUCUGACGGUCUUCAUCGACUGUCAAUAGGGCGCCUAAGCAAAGGCGUUUUUGAGCGACGCACUUCAACCGGACGUAAGGCCUUCUAUCAUUUUAUGUGCCUCGACACUACCACAUUCGCCCGAAAAUUUUGGCAGAAACAUUGCCUUAGAAUGAAAUAAGUCCACUUCCGGUUGACGGUCUUCGCUCAAAAACCCUUGAGCUGAGUGGCUGACCCCAGUUUGGUCACCCGACCAGUCCACGUAGUAUGUUAGAAGUAUGUGAGUAAGCGGGUUUUUCUGCUUACCUUUGUUCCAUGUUUAUUGGAUUUCCUCUCUUGUAAACUGCCUGGCCUUUCAUUUAGGUGAUAGGCUCUGAACAAACGUAUGGAAAACAAGCCUUUCCUGGAGUCAUGACCGCAGUGAGUACACACAUAAUUCAUAGAGACGGUGUUUUCAAAAAACAACUGAGUAUGUUGACAAUUCGUAAAACUAUGAGACAAGGCGUGGUCACAGGGUGGUAGAUUUUAAAUCUGUAGGUCUCGGGCUCAGGCUAGCAACGACUAGAUCCCACAAUCUGUUUGUUUCUUCGCAGCUUCGCUUGAAAAAAUAUAUGACUGUUUGCAUCUUGUCAUUUCUAACUUCUUAUGUUCACUUGAAAUAUUUGUUUGUGACAUUUGCUCGAAAUGUCGAUAGUGCUAUAAAUUCUACAUUUUACUGAGAAUUACAACAAAAAACAAACAAAAAGCGAGCAGCAAACAUACACCACUAGAUGUAACGACGGAGAAUAGACAUAGGCUGCAGCUACUUCUUGUCAAUCGUCAGUUGGUUUCUAAAAAACCACGCCACUUGUAAUUUUUAUCUUGUUGGUUUUACAAGUGAGAGGAAGACACUUCCAAAAAAACAGUUAAGUAAUUUAAAACUAAUUUGUCUGCUGAUUUUAUUGAAUAUAAGACUCCUAGGGAAGCAGUAUUAUGGCUGGCAGCUCAUCACCAUCAGAGAAAAGCUCUUGAAUUGUUUGCGAUGGAAAUAGCUUCUGCAGGCACUAGCAUGGGUUAGUACAUGUAUGUAUGAAUUAGAAUAAACAGGCAACAAGUUUGAAGUUUAUGGUCGAUGUACAAUUUUACGUUUAAUUUUACAUUUUCCUUCUUCCUUGCCGUAUCCCAACUGCUCCCCUUUUUGACGAACGCCUUAUUCCUCCCUAAUUCCCUCUGAGUAUUUUUUUGCUCUAAUCACAUACGUCACAUACAGGUCGCGCUCUGCCAACGCGUUGUUUCUCAGAUAAGCGACUUUGCUCCACAGACCCUCUCAAGGUUGUAUAAAUAGUUACCACCAAUAUGAUAACUUGGGGGAUAAUUCUGCAAUGGAUCAGCGUCCUAUCCAUGAAGGGAACAUGAAUAUAUCUAGGUGCUUCAUGCGUUCGAAAACGGGACAGGCUUCGGUCGAUUGACCCUCCUUGGCGAGUCCUUUGUUACACUCAUUCUGACUCCACUAACACGAGACAUUCAAUGUGAAAAGUUUAUUUAGGAUGCGUCAGUCAGUCACCUGUUGUAGAUGUAUCCCAGUUUAGUUACGUCAGUGUUAUAGUUAUAGAAAAAUACUGUUACAUGUUCUAGGCUAUAACGUAUGCUACGCCAGAUACAAAAAACCACCAAACAACCACCCUGGAGAAGUUACCAAAAAAUGGGUGGAAACGUAGUGCCCCACUAAUACAGUGGCACAAAACCCCGGAAAAGGGUUUUGAUAAGUGAAAGACAUAAAACGGUGAAUACCUUAUUACACAGACUACUCCAAAAAGAGACUAAUUUCAAAAGAGUGCAGGACCAGUUGCCUAAAUACAUGAACUAUAUACCAAAAUAAGGUUAUUCCCAAAACAUACAGAUCCGAACACGAAAGAAGAAUGUCAACCAUCGGAAAAGAAAUUUUUGCAAAAGAAAACGAAAACUACCACGACGAAAGAGCUGACGUAGAAUGGCAUAAAUAUGGCUCCCAAACCAUAAAUAGUCCGAAACUAUCCCACGAGCCCUAGCGCCCCUAAAACGUUGCCGUCAGAAUAUUAAUUUCUGACUAAUUCGUUCCCUUGUCUCUCAAACGUCAGAAAUAACAUUUAUCGUUAGCGAGCCAUUGUUUUAAAUUAUCUAUGGAAAUAUGGAAAAUUAUAAGAAAUUCGUUUAGUUAAAUUUGCUUUCUUCCCCAUAAGUUAUUCGAGGCUCGUGGAAUUCUAGGAGAAGUUGGAGCUCGAGGUUAUUUUAAUAAUUUAAAACUGGUUGGUUUUUAACUGUUAAAUUGAAGAAUCUCUAUUUGCUUUUAUAGCUCCUGGACUGACUGCCAUUGUUGGAGGAAGACCAAGAGUGUAAGUAUAAAAACUUUAAUUCAGUUGAUCUCUUUGAAACCAUAAACUUUUAUGCAAAUUAACAGUUUACAUUCAAAUUUGAUCAUCAUAAUUAUUUUUGUAUAUAGAUCUCCCCUUUUGAGGCUGUAUUCUUUCUUGUAUCCCAAAGACAAAGUCAAUGUAAGUAAAUGUACGUUAAAGAAUCUUUAAAAGCGAUUUAGUUAUUUGAUGGUCUCUGGUCCUUUAACAAAGAGGUUCUGCAACGUUUCGGUUAUUUUCUUGGUGGUGUGGAUGCAGAUGCAGUCUGCAAGUGGCAUUACUUAAAAAAGAUUGUAAAUACGCUGAGUAAUGCUCGUACCACAACGCAAAAGCUAACCAAGAAUAGUUUUUUUAACAUUAAGCACCUCGUUCUCGCUAGCCCGCGUAUACGGCCUUCUCUCCUCGCUCCUUGCCGCUAGAAACAUUUUGUAGGAGAGACGAAGUCCCAAGCGGCGAGCGGCGAGCGGGGAGGAGAAACGGCUGUAUUUGCAGCUUACGUUUUCGCUCUUGCCUAGUCCAGACCUCACUAUCCCGCGUUUUGGGUCACGUGAUCCGUGUGAGUUUCCUGACUGUUCGUCUCGGAUACGUAACCGAAUUGCAUUGACGGGGAAGGCCUGGGAAGAAGCCUUUCAGGGAUAAGGCGAGAAAGCCUUCACAAGUGAUGACCCUGGUCACUUUUGAAGCUUCUUGCUUGAACAACAGACAAACUCCAAGCAAAUUGCAUGGCCAGUCAGUUGGAGGAAGUUAUGUUCAGAGAUUUUUCUUUGUACUUAUUAGAUUGAUAUUUACAUGAACGGUGAACAUGUGGAGGCAAUGCCCGCACCUAAAACAGGACAGUCACGUUACAAACGAGAACGAGAAACGACAAUACAGGAUGCAGCACCAAGGAUG
Porites evermanni is the source of this 13503-nucleotide messenger RNA. Lineage: Eukaryota; Metazoa; Cnidaria; Anthozoa; Scleractinia; Poritidae. The record is from the annotation of a GenBank genome assembly.